Messenger RNA from Serpula lacrymans var. lacrymans S7.9, 540 nucleotides. RefSeq lists its product as uncharacterized. Lineage: Eukaryota; Fungi; Basidiomycota; Agaricomycetes; Boletales; Serpulaceae. The record is from RefSeq and is a predicted model, not a curated record. The transcript is spliced from 4 exons. The annotation marks the transcript as partial.
UGGGUUACAUCGAGAGUACACUUCAAGCUGGAAUAAUAGCUGGAAUGGUCGGAUAGCUGGCCACCAGACAGUAUAAAGGUCGAGUCACACUCACCACUUACCUCCCAUCUUCCUAUCAUCUACUCUCUACUCACUUGCUCCAUCCUCCUCGUACAAUGUCUGACCUGAAAACUUCAACUACAGAGCGAUUCCGCUUCCCAGACACCUUGGCCAAUUGGCCUUUUGAACGCCGUUUGAACCCGUUCUAUGAAGAGGUGAAAGCGGAAUCAUCUGCGUGGGUAGAGAGUUUCAAGCCGUUCAACGAAAAGGCCCAACGAGCAUUCUAUCGUUGUGAUUUCAAUCUCUGCGCAUCUCUCAUUUAUCCCCACUUCGAUAAAGAACGUCUUCGGACAUGCGCAGAUGUCUGCAACUUCAUCUUUGCCUUUGACGACUACUCUGACCUGGAAGACGAGCAUGGUGUUCAAAAGCAGCGUGAUAUGAUUAUGGACGCUCUACGGAACCCAUUCACCCCAAGACCAAAGGGAGAGUGCGUCUUAGGGG